Rangifer tarandus platyrhynchus (Svalbard reindeer) is the source of this 414-nucleotide messenger RNA. The record is from the annotation of a GenBank genome assembly. NCBI's taxonomy places the organism in Eukaryota, Metazoa, Chordata, Mammalia, Artiodactyla, Cervidae.
AUGGCGGUGCAGGUAGUGCAGGCAGUGCAAGCGGUCCAUCUGGAGUCGGACGCCUUCCUCGUGUGUCUCAACCACGCUCUGAGCACGGAGAAGGAAGAGGUGAUGGGGCUGUGCACUGGGGAGGUUGACACCGUCAGAACUGUUCACAUUCAUUCUAUCAUCAUCCUGCGACGUUCCGAUAAGAGGAAGGAUCGCGUGGAAAUUUCUCCAGAGCAGCUGUCUGCGGCCUCAACAGAGGCAGAGAGGUUGGCUGAACUGACGGGUCGCCCCAUGAGAGUUGUGGGUUGGUAUCACUCCCAUCCCCAUAUAACUGUUUGGCCUUCACAUGUUGAUGUCCGCACACAAGCCAUGUACCAGACAGAUGAUGGAUCAAGGCUUUGUAGGACUUAUAUUUUCCUGCUUCAUAGAAGAUAA